Sordaria macrospora k-hell is the source of this 351-nucleotide messenger RNA. RefSeq lists its product as uncharacterized. The record is from RefSeq and is a predicted model, not a curated record. Lineage: Eukaryota; Fungi; Ascomycota; Sordariomycetes; Sordariales; Sordariaceae.
AUGGACGAAAGCCACCCCAUUUCCACCACCAACAAUGGUGGUUCAUCGAUGGAUACCGCAACGAUCCAACCUUCCGAUAUUCCCACGCUUGUGGAGGCCAUGAUGGAGACGGUCUUUAAGAUGAUCCAUCAUGGCGUAUCUCAUCGUGGUGGUGGUGGGCAUAAGCCGCCAAAAUCCAGGCAUGAGAACUUGAACAAGGCGAUAGAAAACAUCACCCCCGUCGCGCUUGACAUCGUCCUUGAGAGCAUUUCCGAGGAACAGGGUUCUCCGUAUAACCCGACUGUGAAAAUGAAGGAGGCUCUCAAGGCCUACAUUGCGUUGUGGCUCAGAAACAAGAUGACGCUGCAAUAG